Molecule: messenger RNA, 5877 nt
Organism: Gadus macrocephalus (Pacific cod)
Lineage: Eukaryota; Metazoa; Chordata; Actinopteri; Gadiformes; Gadidae
Gene: nbeaa
Product: neurobeachin a
Biological process (GO): intracellular protein localization
Cellular component (GO): cytosol; membrane
Molecular function (GO): protein kinase binding
Source: RefSeq, a predicted model, not a curated record
UCUCAGACCUGCUGGUGGACAUGCUGGGGGUGAUGGCCAGCUACAGCAUCACAGUGAAGGAGCUCAAGCUGCUCUUCAGCAUGCUGAGGGGUGACAACGGGGUCUGGCCCAGACAUGCCAUCAAGCUGCUGUCUGUGUUGAACCAGAUGCCCCAGAGACACGGUCCAGACACCUUCUUUAACUUCCAGGAAGAAGUGCAGCGGCUAUAGCGUUGCCACCGAUCGCUAAAUGGCCUUACCAGAAUGGAUUCACCCUCAACACUUGGUUCAGACAGGACCCCCUCAACAACAUCAACGUGGACAAAGACAAGCCCUAUCUCUACUGUUUUCGAACCAGCAAAGGCAUCGGUUACUCUGCUCACUUUGUGGGGAACUGUCUGAUCGUCACGUCACUCAGUCGAAAGGGAAAGGCUUUCAGCACUGCGUGAAAUAUGAUUUCCAGCCCCGCAAGUGGUACAUGAUCAGCAUCGUGCACAUCUACAACCGCUGGAGGAACUCUGAGAUCCGUUGCUAUGUCAACGGACAGCUCGUCUCCUACGGCGACAUGGCCUGGCACGUCAACACAAACGAUAGCUAUGACAAGUGUUUCCUGGGCUCCUCGGAGACGGCCGACGCCAACCGGGUGUUCUGCGGUCAGCUGGGGGCCGUGUACGUGUUCAGCGAGGCCCUCAACCCCGCACAGAUCUUCGCCAUCCACCAGCUGGGCCCCGGCUACAAGAGCACCUUCAAGUUCAAGUCGGAGAGCGACAUCCACCUGGCGGAACACCACAAGCAGGUGCUGUACGACAGCAAGCUGGCCAACUCCAUCUCCUUCACCUACAACGCCAAGGCCACGGACGCACAGCUGUGCCUGGAGUCCUCGCCCCGCGAGAACGCCUCCAUCUUCGUCCACUCGCCGCACGCCCUCAUGCUGCAGGACGUGAAGGCCAUCGUGACCCACUCCAUCCACAGUGCCAUCCACUCCAUCGGGGGCAUCCAGGUCCUGUUUCCCCUGUUCUCCCAGCUGGACUACCGGCAGCUCAACGACAGCUCCGUGGACACCAGCGUCUGUGCUACGUUGCUAGCCUUCCUGGUGGAGCUUCUGAAGAGCUCGGUGGCCAUGCAGGAGCAGAUGCUGGGAGGGAAAGGCUUCCUCGUGAUUGGCUACCUCCUGGAGAAGUCGUCCCGGGUGCACAUCACCAGGGCGGUGCUGGAGCAGUUCCUGUCCUUCGCCAAGUACCUGGACGGCCUGCCCCACGGCGCGCCGCUGCUCAAGCAGCUGUGUGACCACGUCCUGUUCAACGCCGCCAUCUGGAUCCACACCCCCGCCAAGGUCCAGCUCUCCCUGUACACAUACCUGUCGUCAGAGUUCAUCGGCACGGCGACCAUCUACACGACCAUCCGGCGCGUGGGCACGGUGCUGCAGCUCAUGCACACGCUGAAGUACUACUACUGGGCCUGCAGCCCGCUGGAGUGUAGCGGCAUCACGCCCAAGGGCCUCGACGGGCCACGGCCGACCCAGAAGGAGAUCAUCUCCCUGCGAGCGUUCAUGCUCCUGUUCCUCAAGCAGCUCAUCCUGAAGGAUCGAGGUGUGAAGGAGGAUGAGCUGCAGAGUAUUCUGAACUACCUGUUGACUAUGCAUGAGGAUGAGAACAUCCAUGACGUGCUCCAGUUGCUGGUGGCUCUGAUGUCGGAGCACCCGGCCUCCAUGAUCCCUGCCUUCGACCAGCGCAACGGCAUCAGCGUUGGAUUGUACAGUAAUGGAGCGCCUGAUGUUGCUUGCAGGGUGAUCUGCAAGCUGCUGGCAUCCAAGAGCGAGAGCAUCAGAGUCCAAGCCCUCAAAGUCCUGGGCUACUUCCUCAAGCACCUCGGUCACAAGCGGAAGGUGGAGAUCAUGCACACGCACAGCCUGUUCACGCUGCUCGGUGAGAGACUGAUGAUGCACACCAACACCGUCUCCGUGACGACCUACAACACCCUGUACGAGAUUCUGACGGAGCAAGUGUGCACCCAGGUGGUUCACAAACCCCACCCGGAGCCAGACUCCACCGUCAAGAUUCAGAACCCCAUGAUCCUGAAGGUGGUGGCCACGCUGCUGAAGAGCUCCACCCCCAGUACUGAGCUGAUGGAGGUCCGGAGGCUGUUCCUCUCCGACAUGAUCAAGCUCUUCAGCAACAGCCGCGAGAACCGCCGCUGCCUGCUGCAGUGCUCUGUGUGGCAGGACUGGAUGUUCUCGCUGGGCUACAUCAACCCCAAGAGCCCCGAGGAGCAGAAGAUCACGGAGAUGGUGUACAACAUCUUCCGCAUCCUGCUCUACCACGCCAUCAAGUACGAGUGGGGCGGCUGGAGGGUGUGGGUGGACACCCUCUCCAUCGCCCACUCCAAGGUGACCUACGAGGCCCACAAGGAGUACCUGGCCAAGAUGUACGAGGAGUACCAGCGGCAGGAGGAGGAGAACAUGAAGAAGGGCAAGAAGGGCUCCGUCUCCACCAUCUCCGGCCUGUCCGCCGUGCCUGCUCCCGUCGUCAACGGCAACCUGGAGAUCGACGACAACUCCGCCACGCAGACGCCUGAGAGCGAGGCCGAGUACAGCGAGGGCGGUGUCGGCGGCGUUGUCGGAGGCGUUGUCGGCGGCGUCGGCGUCGGCGUCGUCGUCGUCGGCGACUCCUCGCGCAACCUCCUGGCGGACGGCGCGGUGAAGCGGCCCGACGCCGAGGCCCUGACGCCCGGGGACCAGAUCCCCGUGCCGGGCGUCCGGGUGGAGGUGCACGACCUGCUGGUGGACAUCAAGGCGGAGAAGGUGGAGGCCACGGAGGUGAAGCUGGACGACCUGGACCUGUCCCCGGAGGGGCUAGGCGGGGGCCUGGUGGCGGGCGUGGUGGUUGGCGGCGGCGUGGGCGUGGGCGUGGCCGGGGUGGGGGGCAUGGAGAACGGACCCCUGGUGGAGGUGGGGUCCCUGCUGGACAGUGCCUACUGCGCGGCGGUGCAGAACCUGAACGGGGGCCUGGCGCUGAAGGAGGAGCGGCCUGGGGCCAGGGGCGUCUGCCUGGGCUCCGGCCUGGGGCUGGCGGGGGUCGGCCUGGAGGACGACGGGAACAUGGGACCCCUCAUCACGCUGGCCGACGAGAAGGACAGCGUGCCCAGCAACAACGGCUUCCUCUUCAGCAAGGUGGAUGAGAAGCUCCUCCCGGCUCUGGCGGCCCCAGACCCGCUGGUCCUCCCCAGGGCCGACCAGCCGCCCCCCCCCGGCCCGGGGCCCGGCUGCCCCAGCGACGACCUCAGCCUGCUGGCCCACAUGACCAGCUGCGGCUCGGACCUGGGCCCGCAGGCGCAGAGCUCGGGCCCCGGGGACAUGCCCGAGGACGACGCCUUCAAGAUCCAGAGCCCCCUGGCGGACAUCAGCUCCAUCGCGGCCGCCGAGAGCCUGCAGGCGAGGGCCCAGGCGCACGCCGCCGCCAGGGCCGAGUUCCCCGAGGGGGAGGGCCCGGCGGGGGCCGACGGAGAGGGGGCGGGGCUGAAGGCCGGCGGGGACACGGCCAGCACCGCCUCCGACACCGAGAGGUCAGACGACGGCAAGGACAAGGACGUCAAGAAGAUCCAGACCACCGCGACCACCCAGGCCCUUCACGGCCGGACGGCGGCCCAGCUGGAGCGGGACCUGCGGGUGGACCUGGGCUUCCGCGGCAUGCCCAUGACGGAGGAGCAGCGGCGGCAGUUCAGCCCCGGCCCGCGCACCACCAUGUUCCGCAUCCCCGAGUUCAAGUGGUCGCCCAUGCACCAGCGGCUGCUCACCGACCUGCUGUUCGCCCUGGAGACCGACGUCCACGUGUGGAGGAGUCACUCCACCAAGUCCGUAAUGGACUUUGUGAACAGCAACGAGAACAUCAUCUUCGUGCACAACACCAUCCAUCUCAUCUCUCAGAUGGUGGACAACAUCAUCAUCGCCUGCGGAGGCAUCCUUCCUCUGCUCUCUGCGGCCACCUCCCCCUCUAGUUCUAAGAGUAGUGCCAACGCUAAGGCAGGAGGAGCGGCACCCCAGGGGGGGUCAAAGGGCAAGGAGGUGAACCCUUUACCGGGGGCUGGAGCCGCAGGGGGUGAGACGGAGCUGGAGAACAUCGAGGCCACCCAGGGCAUGUCCUCAGAGACGGCGGUCACCUUCCUGUCCCGCCUCAUGGCCAUGGUGGACGUCCUGGUGUUCGCCAGCUCGCUCAACUUCAGCGAGAUCGAGGCGGAGAAGAACAUGUCCAGCGGGGGGCUGAUGAGGCAGUGCCUCCGACUUGUGUGCUGCGUUGCGGUGAGGAACUGCCUGGAGUGCAGACAGCGGCAGAGAGAGCGCGGCUGUAAAUCGUCUCUGAGCAGCAGCCGAUCCCAGGACAGUCUGCACAGUGCCCCCACUACCAACAAGCAGGACCCAGACCGCCUCUUACAGGACGUGGACAUCAACCGACUCAGGGCCGUGGUGUUUAGAGACGUGGACGACAGUAAGCAGGCUCAGUUCCUGGCGUUGGCUGUCGUCUACUUCAUCUCCGUGCUAAUGGUCUCCAAGUACCGGGACAUCCUGGAGCCCCAGCGGGAGAUUGGCAGGUCCACCAGCCUAUCAGGGAGGAGCAUCCGCCACGAGAUCAACUCUCCGACCAGCACAGAACACCCCUCGUCGGGCUUCUCCGACCGGGACAAGCAGAGCUCCACCCCCGGGGACAACUCCCCCUGCGGGGGCCUGCCCCACACCGACUCGGGCAUCGGGGAGGAGGGCCACGUGUCCGGGUCCCUGAACGGCUCGGAGAUGGGCCUGGGUCUGGGCCUGGGCAUGGUGGGCCGCGAGACGGACCGGGACCGGGACGUGGUCGGCGGCGUGGGCGUGGGGGGCACGGCGGACCUGCUGUGCGGCCUGUCGGACGUCAGGAGGUCCCAGGAGAGUCUGCUGGACUCGCCGCAUAACCCUGGCUCCGCCUCCAACCCGUCAGGCUCCGCCCUCCUCCAUCUCGCAGCCUCCAUCUCCAGCAUCAGCCAGACCAACAAGGGCAUCAACGUCAAGGAGAUCCUGAAGAGCUUGGUGGCCGCCCCUCUGGACGGCGGGGACACGGGGCAGGAGGUGGGACCCACCCCCUACCACCCGGACCCCCUCCUGAAGACACACCCCAUGCUGCCCAUGCAGUUCCACUCCUUCGACAGGAGCGUCGUGGUGCCAGUCAAGAAGGCCCCGCCCGGCAGCCUGUCCGUCAACACGGUGGGCACGCCCACCACAGGCGGGUCAGCCACUCCUGGCAGCACACCCAACAUCUUCGCCGCUGCCACGGCAACCCCAAAGAGCAUGAUCAACACUACAGGGGCCGCAGACUCCGCCUCCUCUUCCUCCUCCUCGUCCUCGUCCUUCGUCAACGGCGCCACCAGCAAGAGCCUUCCGGCGGUGCAGACGGUGGCGCCGAUGCCCGAGGACACCAUGGAGAACAUGAGUUCCUAUUGUGAGGUGGAGCAGUGCGGUCAGACAGGCCCCGAGCUCAAGUCUUUUAGCUCUCUCGCUGGCUUCCAGACCACCCCCAGAGACGCAGGGCAGUGUUUUAGUAUCACCACCAAGCUGGAGAGGGCGCUAGAGAAGGUGGCCCCCCUGCUGAGGGAGAUCUUUGUGGACUUUGCCCCCUUCCUGUCCAGGACUCUGCUGGGCAGCCAUGGGCAGGAGCUGCUCAUAGAAGGUACGGUCUGGUGUGGCAUGAAGUCGAGCACGUCGGUGGUGGAGCUCGUCAUGCUGCUCUGUUCAACAGGUUGGCUCACGCACACACGCUCGCACACACACACACGCACGCACCGUGUGCUCCACCCCAGGGUAGAGGCCUCAUCCAUCUUUCAGCACACUGAGAUGGACGAUGGCCUGGCCAUCUGGCCGCUGUCCGAGCUGCCGUGA